CUAAGCACCGCCCUCCUCCCUCCCUCUGUUUGCCUGCUGACUCCGAGCUCGCUGAAGACGCCCUUAGCAACAACACACACACACACAGCUGCGUCGAAUAAGAUUCUCCUGCCGCAGAGAAGACGGAUUAAACAGUGCCGCUUUUAUUGCACAGAGUACAGGGGAAGCUUUUCUGCGAAGGCGAUGCUCCGGUUAUUUCUGCAGUUAACAUGGGGCUACCGCUAACGAGCUAGCCUAUUUUGGCUAGCCAUCCCCAAAGACGAGCGAAGCGGCCCCAAGCUGUCCCGAAGGAGGACAAUAUCGUGGGGGGGGGUUCACCGAGUGGUAGCAUUGCAGCUUGCUAACUACAAAGUCAGCUAACCGGGAAUAAGCACGGGAAUGGUGCUCUGGAUCGACUCACUGUACCGACAGAGAAAGGCGAGGGGCACACGGGUCAGACCACCAAGCUGUAACAUUUGGACUCAAACUAUUUUUAACAGAGGGAGCGGCUGUCGGGCGGGCGAGUGUUUUUGUGGCUGUGCGAGCUAGCUGGCUAGCAAGCAAGGGAAACGACCCCCACCGCCUGCUCAGGUUUUUCAAACUGCAGCCAAGGCUCAAGGCUAAUGUUAGCCAGGGCGAGAGCAGCACGCUGAAUACACAACUCUGUGGUUUUAGUAAUAAAAGAAGGAUAAAUUACAGUUAAAGCCAAGACGAAAGCUAGCUAGCUAUCCCAAGCACAACUUGAGUAAACGUUAACUUCGGAAGCACAACUCAAGGACUCUUGGACUUAUUAGCAAACACUAACGUUACAGAUUCACGGCAAAGUCAUUAACGUUAAUGCUGUUCGUUAAGUUUGCUACGUGACUCUAGUUUGAAUCUUUGUUUUCCACUUUUUUUAUUCGGGAUUUUUUUUUCGUCACUUCGGAUGCUGGCAUCACACAUUAAUUGCAAUCAUGAUGAUAAUAAGCCGAAAACCAGAGGGCCCAAUAGCAACAGCACGCCAUGGUGAUGGUCUUUAUGACUCGUACAUGAGGACAGACCACAUCCUUAAAGACGAAGCGGAUACCAACAGUCCGUCUGGGCUGCCCCCUAUGCCCAAACACACACUUGUCAGUAACAAGGCUGUAAUGAGGGAUCAGGUAACUGUGCGAGGUGGCCAUCUGAAGGUCAAGUACCUGUACGAAGACUCCACCAACAACCGAAAGAUCAACGCCAUAACCACAGCAACCACUCAGAACAGUGGGACCACAGGUCAGACGCCCAGUAAACCUGCCCCGGUCUCCAGCCUCUCCAAGGAGCACAGUGUAGACAGCACUGAAUCAAGUAAGGGCUCCAGUGAAUCCUCCGGCCCUCACGGAGUUGGGAGUGGAGGGAACAGUGGGAAGCUGUGUGGCCCUCUCACUCCUGACCAAGCUCUGAGACUGUACCGAUCUCAGCUGACCAGCCUAGAGCAGACGGAGAUCCACUCCUACCCAGACAUCUACUUCGUGGGACCCAAUGCCAAGAAGAGGCCUGCCGUCGCUGGAGGCAACAAUAACUGUGGCUACGAUGAUGAGCAGGGUGGAUACAUUAAUGUCGCCCAUGAUCACGUGGCUUACCGCUACGAGUUCCUCAAGAUCAUCGGUAAAGGUAGCUUUGGCCAGGUGGCUAAGGUAUACGACCACAAACUGCAGCAGCACCUGGCUCUGAAAAUGGUGCGCAACGAGAAGCGUUUUCACCGGCAGGCACAGGAGGAGAUCCGCAUCCUGGAGCACCUGCGCAAGCAGGACCGUAAUGGCACAAUGAAUGUUGUGCACAUGCUUGAAAACUUCACCUUCCGCAACCACAUCUGCAUGACCUUUGAGCUGCUGAGCAUGAACUUGUACGAGCUUAUCAAGCGCAACAAGUUCCAGGGCUUCAGUCUGCCACUGGUCAGGAAGUUUGCCCACUCCAUUUUGCAGUGCCUGGAGGCCCUGAGCAGGCACCGAAUCAUCCACUGUGACCUCAAGCCGGAGAACAUCCUGCUCAAACAGCAGGGUCGCAGCGGCAUCAAGGUGAUUGACUUUGGCUCCAGCUGUUUUGAACACCAGCGGGUGUACACCUACAUCCAGUCUCGUUUCUAUCGAGCUCCAGAGGUGAUCCUUGGUUCCCGUUACGGCCUUCCUAUCGAUAUGUGGAGCUUCGGCUGCAUACUGGCCGAGCUGCUGACUGGCUACCCCAUGUUCCCCGGUGAGGACGAGGGUGACCAGCUGGCCUGUGUCAUGGAGCUGCUGGGCAUGCCUCCGCAGAAGGUCCUGGAGCAGGCCAAAAGGGCAAAGAACUUCAUCAACUCUAAGGGCCACCCUCGCUACUGCGGAGCCAACACCCUGCCCACCGGGGCCACUGUGCUGACAGGUUCUCGCUCCCGCCGCGGCAAGAUGAGAGGUCCCCCAGGUAGCAAGGAGUGGAGUGCUGCGCUCAAGGGCUGCGAGGACCCCACCUUUACUGACUUCAUAAAGAAGUGUUUGGACUGGGACCCCUCGUCUCGUCUCACCCCUAGCCAGGCCCUCAGACACCCUUGGCUGUAUCGGCGCCUACCUAAGCCCCUACCGGGGACCGACAAGAGCCAAGGUGCCACGGUGAAACGGCUCUCCGAGCAUCACAGCACCUCCUUCCCUUCUAUCCUGGCAAAAGGGGGGCCUGGUUUAGGCACCACGGCUGCCAACAACAAACUGAGGAGCAACAUGAUGGGAGAUUCAGGGGAGGGCAUACCUCUUCGCACGGUCCUACCUAAACUUGUCUCUUAGAGAGAGAGUCCUGUAUCUCCUCUCUUCCACGUCUUCCUCCUCUGCACUCCUCAGGAGGAGUCCGUACAGGAGUACAGGAGAAAGUGGAGACUAGGUUUUAAAACUCGUUUGAUUGUUCUUUUAUUUGUUUUCCUACUGAGAGGUGUCGACACCCCAGUUCCUGGUUUUUAAUAUUAGCUGAACAGAGAGUGUGUGCGAGAGAGAGAGAGAGAGAGAGACAAUUAAAGAAACACUCUAAAAAAAAAUUUUAAAAAAAGUUUUUAUACAGAGGAUUUCCUUGAGCGGCUGUGGAGUUUCUGUAUACAGCCAUUGAUGAGGUUUGAUUUAGAAAAUGCUUAAUAAAAAUGUCCUCGUGUGAGUGGACAGCUUCGUAAAUGUUUUUAACCUCAAGUGAGUGGUGUGAUUAAGCAAAACGGACUCAAGCCCACCUGCACUGUCUCUUGCCUCACUUCACACUCUUUCCUAACACUCAAAGGGCGCCACCCUUUCUUAAAAGGGCUACAGAGAUUACUCUUAUCACAUUAGAGUUAGCAGCAAGCUAAGAUUUGUUCAGCCAACAUAAUUUAAUAGAAAAAAAAAAGAAUCAUGCAUCAUGUGCGAUUGGCAUUAUGUAGUGAAGAAUUAUGAAAAAAUGUUUUAGCAAUACGUCUUCACUUCUUUGUCUUUUCUAAUUGGGCUAUUUUUUUUUUUUUUUUUUUUUAACCUUUCCUGAUACCUGGUGCUUGCAUGUCAGCUCAGUAUGUGACGUUAGUAUGUGUGUGUGUGCUUUGGCAUCAUGGUGCUACUGUGGGAGAAAGGGCGUCAUUUGAGUGAAAAUAACGGCAGGGGUUGGGGAGAAAAGUAGCUCGAACUGUCACAAAGGUGUCACCGUCACACUCGGUACUUCACAAACUGAGCCUGCCGUGUGAGGCCGGCACACAAAAACUGAUAUAUAGAUAGAAAGUUGGCUGUGGAAAGUUAAAUUUGUAUGAAUGUCACCUGCCCAUGCCCCAUAAUUGGCUGCUGUGGUUGUUGGCAGUGGUGCAUUAAUCCUAAUGGAACAAUAGUGUAAGGUAAGAUAGAUCAUGGGAUAAAAUGAAAACCGGUACGUUUAAUAUGAGCCAAGAUGUUUUUUUUUGUUUUUUUUUAUUUCACGGGGAGGUAUGGAAGUGUUGAUAGGAUGAGCCAGUGACAAAGGCGGGUUUUUAUGGUACUGAAGAAAGAAGUGUUUCUCAGGGAGACAUAACUUGAUACAUCCCUUAAGCGUAUAUUAACUGUGUUCCACUUACAGUCCCCUGUCCCAACUAUGGAUGAACACGCAUGCAGUUCAGUCCACUGAGAGCGAGAGAAUGCGUACACGAGUGUGUCUGGGAAGGGGGUCUGCAUGCGCCACAAUCUGACCUAGAUUUUCUCUCCUCCACCCCCACCAUCGCUUUCUCUCUUGUUUUCUCUCACUCUUGUCUCAUGUAGGCCAGGGAACCUCUUAAACUCGCACAUUUAUAGGGAUUAUGGUGCUGUCCAAAACACACAGACACACACGUCAGGUGCACGUUGUAUGGACCACAUCGCUCAAAGAGUUAAUUCUCUCGUCCCUCGUUUCCCAAGUGAAUCUGUCAGGAUUUUCUACUGUUUUUUUUUUUUUUUUUUUUUUUUUUUUAUAUAGAAGUGAUUUCUAUUUGCUAUUCAGUCCAGAAUAUCAGAGGAUGUAAAAAAACAAAAGCGUAAAAAGAGAAAGCCGUAUACUGUCAUGUUGUACCUAGUGGUGUGCGUUAGUAGGAGGGUGUUUGGUGUUCCAGCAUGAAAUCACAACCUGUUAUCAGACUGAGUGACUAUGAGAAGAGAAACUGUACAGUAACCAAAUGAAGUUAUAAUAGUUUCUUUUUCUAAAGAAAAUAAAAAUGAUUAACUGAAA
This is a messenger RNA of Perca flavescens (yellow perch), 4635 nucleotides long. It is a transcript of the gene dyrk3, whose product is annotated as dual specificity tyrosine phosphorylation regulated kinase 3. Gene Ontology annotation, molecular function: protein serine/threonine/tyrosine kinase activity; protein serine/threonine kinase activity; ATP binding. The transcript has 6 exons. Gene Ontology annotation, cellular component: cytoplasm; cytoskeleton; nucleus. Gene Ontology annotation, biological process: cytoplasmic stress granule disassembly; peptidyl-serine phosphorylation; positive regulation of cell cycle G2/M phase transition. The coding region runs from base 933 to 2744 and encodes 603 amino acids. The record is from RefSeq and is a predicted model, not a curated record. Lineage: Eukaryota; Metazoa; Chordata; Actinopteri; Perciformes; Percidae.